GCAUGUAAAAUGCGAAAAAACAAUUUCUAAAUGGCAACCAUUAAUGAAAAGAUAAAAAUUCUUGUAUUAGGUGAUUCUGGAGUGGGAAAAUCAUCAUUAGUUCAUCUGAUAUGUCAUUCCGAAACACUUGAACGAACUCGGUGGACAAUUGGCUGUUCGAUCGAUGUUAAACUUCAUCGUUAUAAAGAAGGUUCACCGCAGGAGAAAAAUUGUUUCAUCGAAUUUUGGGAUGUUGGUGGUUCACGUAGUCAUAGUAUUGCACGGAAAAUAUUUUUCUAUUCAUUUCAUGGUAUUAUACUUGUACAAGAUUUAACUAAUCGUAAAUCGGAAAAAAAUCUAAAAAAUUGGCUUGGACAAGCACUUUGUGGUAAUAAUGAUAAUGAACGUUAUUAUGGUAAUAGUUUAUCACAAGCCUUAUUUCCCGUAUCGGAUGAUAAUGAUUUUGAAUAUGAUAGUAAAUCAUUUUCCGGUUUGAAUAUUCCGAUUUUGAUUGCAGCAACGAAACAAGAUCUUGUUUCAUCAAAUAUUCAAUCCAAAACAGAUCUUAUUGAUCUUUUACAUUGUGAUUCUAUACAUUUAAAUUGUCGUAAUUCGAAAAGUUUGUCACCAGGUACAACUAAUGCUGUAAAAUUAAGUCGAUUUUUAGAUUUGGUUUGUGAUAAACGAUUAUCAUCAUUUUCACAUCAAUCACCAUUAUUAUCAUCACCAUCAUCAUCGCCAUUUGCAAUGAAUUCUAGUGAUAAAAAUAUCUUUCAAAGACAAAAUUCUUCCACACCAUCAUCAUCAUCAUCAUUUUAUUAUUUAAAUAAAAUGCAUUAA
Dermatophagoides pteronyssinus (European house dust mite) is the source of this 819-nucleotide messenger RNA. Its product is annotated as rab-like protein 3. NCBI's taxonomy places the organism in Eukaryota, Metazoa, Arthropoda, Arachnida, Sarcoptiformes, Pyroglyphidae. The record is from RefSeq and is a predicted model, not a curated record.